UUGAUCCACACAAGUCAAAACGUUUCACAUGAGACCUGCCUCCUGGACCAGGUUCUGGAGCUGAUUAUGAACGAGAAGCCCCAGUCCACCAGCGCAAAUUUUUUCCUCAACAAGGACACGGAUAAAACCCCCGUCCCCGAACGAGUAGAUCUGAAGAGGCGAAUUUGUGCGGCCAUGGAGAGCAGAGCGAGCAUCACAAAGGAGAAAAUAAGCUCCAUAAACAAGCAGAGCAUCAAAGGGUUCCUCAAAAGAAACCUUUUUGUUUUAUUCACCAUUGCUGCUGUGGCUCUGGGCAUCAUCCUGGGAUUCGCUCUGCGCUCCCACAAAUUGUCCCUGAGGGAGAUCAAGUAUUUCUCCUUUCCUGGGGAGCUGCUGAUGAGGAUGCUUAAGAUGUUGGUGCUGCCACUCAUCGUCUCCAGCCUGGUUACAGGAAUGUCUUCCUUGGACAGCAAAGCAUCAGGUAAAAUGGGCGCACGCGCUGUGGUCUACUAUAUGGUGACCACCCUGAUUGCCGUCUUCAUUGGCAUCGUCAUUGUGAUCAUCAUCAAGCCCGGUAAAGGCAGCAGGGACAGACCCAUGGCCCAAAACAGAAACGUAGAACUGGUCCAGGCUACAGAUGCUUUCCUGGAUCUCAUCAGGAACAUGUUUCCACCCAAUCUUGUCGAAGCCUGUUUCAAGCAGUACAAAACCAUGUACAAGAGGAUUGUGCAAACAAGAAACGUGACUGUGAGCCUGAACCUCACUGACAAUGCGAUCAAUGUGACGGACGCCAACGUGAACCUCAGCAGGGUGCUGCACACCAUCCAGGAGACGUUGGAGGAAACGGUACCCGUGUCGGGCUCCUCUGAUGGCGUCAACGCUCUGGGUUUGGUCUGCUUCUCCAUGUGCUUGGGUCUGGUCAUCGGCAACAUGAAGCAGAAGGGUCAGGCCCUCAGGGACUUCUUUGACUGCCUCAACGAAGCCAUCAUGAGGCUGGUGGCUGUAAUCAUCUGGUAUGCCCCGGUUGGGAUCCUCUUCCUGAUUGCGGGCAAGAUUGUGGAGAUGAAGGAUCUGGCGGAGAUGGGAGGCCAGCUGGCGAUGUACACUGUGUCGGUCAUCGUGGGGCUCCUCAUCCACGGCCUCUUCGUCCUGCCACUGCUCUACUUCCUGGUCACCAGGAAGAACCCAUACAGCUUCAUCGGAGGCCUGCUGCAGGCGCUCAUCACAGCUCUGGGAACCUCCUCCAGCUCUGCUACUUUGCCCAUCACUUUCCGCUGCUUGGAGGAGAAUAACCGGGUGGACAAAAGGGUGACGCGUUUCGUCCUCCCCGUGGGCGCCACCAUCAACAUGGACGGCACCGCCCUCUAUGAAGCUGUGGCGGCCAUUUUUAUCGCCCAAGUCAACGACAUGGACCUGAACUUUGGGCAGAUUCUCACCAUCAGUAUCACGGCAACCGCUGCCAGCAUAGGAGCCGCAGGCAUCCCUCAGGCUGGCCUAGUUACCAUGGUGAUUGUAUUGACAUCGGUGGGACUGCCUACAGAGGACAUAACACUCAUCAUCGCCGUGGAUUGGUUCCUGGACCGCUUGCGUACCACCACCAACGUGCUGGGUGACUCCCUCGGGGCGGGCAUCUUGGAGCACCUCUCUCGGAGCGAGCUGCAGAGUCGGGACAACGAGGUGCGCAACUCCGUCAUCGAAGAGAACGAAAAGCCAUACCAGUUGAUCUGCCAGGGCAGCAACAUCGUGCACAACCACAACCACAACAACGAGACCACAAUGUGACCACUGAAAGCUACAAUACAUGCGGUAAUGCUUCAAUGUGUGCCGGGUGGAGGUGUUUUUAGAUGGAAAAUUAUGUAGGCCGCAUAUGAUUCCAAUUACUCACCAAAUAGCAAUGUGAUAAUCAUCACAGAUGACAAAUAAGCUAUGUGAUGCACUACAAAACUGAAGUAGAAUUAUAAGUAUCUAGCUGGCAGGUGUAGAACCCUCGGAUUUUUGCCGUGAUGUCAGACGCUGUAUGUUUGGGAAUCAUGGCGAGGUAAAAAUAUGCCGUUUUUUCGGCAUCUCGGUGGCGGGGUGCCCCACUGCCACCAAAGCAGAGAAAGGACGGGGAGAGGGGGAAGGGGCCAAAGUCACACGCAUGAAGCACAAGCACACAAAAUAUUAGUAAGAGGGCGACACUGAAAAGACAAAAUUAGAUCAUAAAGUUAUAAGAUUGAAGUCACAACACGAUGAAAAAAGUUGGCAAAUAGAAGUUGUAAUGUUACGCGACAGGAAAUUGUACUAAUUGCAAGAAAAAUGUGUCCAAACUGUUGUAGAUGUGCCAAAACAUUAACAAUGGUUUUGUUUAUGAAAUGUAUAAAGUAUUGUAGUG
This is a messenger RNA of Phycodurus eques (leafy seadragon), 2353 nucleotides long. RefSeq names its product solute carrier family 1 member 6 (gene slc1a6). NCBI's taxonomy places the organism in Eukaryota, Metazoa, Chordata, Actinopteri, Syngnathiformes, Syngnathidae. The transcript is spliced from 11 exons. The coding region runs from base 67 to 1761 and encodes 564 amino acids. Gene Ontology annotation, cellular component: plasma membrane. The record is from RefSeq and is a predicted model, not a curated record. Gene Ontology annotation, molecular function: L-glutamate transmembrane transporter activity; glutamate:sodium symporter activity; neutral L-amino acid transmembrane transporter activity. Gene Ontology annotation, biological process: L-glutamate transmembrane transport.